AAUCCAUGAAGUGCUACAUAAAUGUUUACCACAAUCAUUUGACAUGGAAACAGAAAAUGUAACGGGUCUAGAAGCACCUGUGGAAGGAGAAACAGUUGGCAUUUCAAGGCAAGGAUUUUUAUCUGACUGAAAAAGAAAAAAAAGUAAAUCAGUGAAGGUUUCCAAUAUCUACCUUUCAUAUGACAAAUACGUUGAACCUGCUUGUCGGAGCCUGUCGUUUGCAGCCUGCAAUGUCUCAGAGUCAAGUCCUUACCAUUAAAUGGGACUUCGUGGGCGCUUUUCCAAAGCAAGCUUAUAGCUAAACAUUUCUUAUAUAUAUGUGCAAAAGCAAUGGGCGCUUUCAAAUCCCACAGGAAAAGGGUUAUCUUCCAGAGUGACACGAAUAGAAACAAGACACAAAUAAGUGACAUUUGAGAGGACAUGUCUCAAUGUGAUUGAGAGUUGCAGGACGUAUUGUUUGGGAUACUUCCGAUUGACGGACUGGAGUGGGAGGAGCGCUUGUAGAGUCGGGAAAGCGCAGCUUGUAAACGCCAGUCCGCAGGUGAGCCGGUUACUCGGACAGAUGGAUGCCCUGACGAAAAGUGAUUUUCAAGCUCUUCGAGCCAAAUUUCAGGAGCGUGAUGUAAUAAAGAACAAGCCCAAUUUCAACUUGAAAGUUUCAGAUUCUAGGAGUUCACAAACACCUGACGCAACAGUGAUUUCUGAUCCUAAAACAGAGCCGAAUGUAACCAAAGUUGACAUUACUGAGACGAUUAUUCCUCUCAACGCUACCAGUCAACAGUCUAGAGUAAAAUCUCCUUGUCCUCUACCUCGGCCAAAACAUGCAUUCUUGAAGCUGCCAGACCAGAUGGAACCCAGUGCUCCAAUGGAAGGUAGAGGGAGGCCUGAAGAUCUUCCUAACUCCAACCCAACAUCGAUGGAUGGUCAGAAGUUAGAACACAAAACUGUGGUAAAUAAUCAAAGUAAAAAAAUCACACUGAAGGAAAAAAUAAAUAUUUGGGAAAAUUCUUCACAUUGUAUAGUACCCAGCACGUCAGGUCAAAAAGUUAAAUGCAGCACACUCCCUCCUUCAUUAGGAAAUUUGAGAUCAAAACCUCUAUCUGAAACUCCUUACAAAGUCACUUGCCUUACACAAGCUAAAAAAGAGAUUCCGAGGAUGGGUCCAGAGGGGCAGAUACCUGGUUUAAGCAAUGAAGUGCUUCAGGACUCAAUCAUGAAUAAACAAAGUCGUGAGGAUUUUCAAAUGGCUAUUAAUUCUCAAUGGACUGCCCCAUUUUCUCAACCUGAAAUGGAUCUAUCUACAUCUCAAAAUGAUCAGAAAGGAUUCAAACGAGAUAGCAUUCAAGAGUCUCGGCUACAGGACCUUUCAAAAUUGGGUCCAGUUAACGGUACUGGAUCAAUGCUCACUGAUGAUCGAAUAAAUCAAGAUAUUGUGGAGAGAUGGCAUUUACACAAGUCCUUGCACCGUCAGAAACUUCCACCCAUUGAUGUAUUGGGACCACCUCCUGCAAAACCACCCAGACCUUUCAUAGUAGAUCUCAGCACAUUACGGAAUAUAAACAUGGGCAGUUGGUGUCAAUUGAAAUCAUCUGAGAAGAAUAACACACCUUCACCACCCAGAACACGUCCAGAGAAAGAUGACAUUUCAAGCACUGAAAGCGAUGCACAAGAAACAAAUUAUGAAAACGUGAGGCACCACAAAGAAACUGAGCAGGAAAAGGAACUGCAAGACAGAAAAAUAGAAGAGAAACAGUUGGAUCAAAUUAAGGAAUGUGAAAAUAAAAAGAGAAAAAAAGAAUUACAUAAGUUCAAUCUCACAGGUUCAGAGCUUCCAAUACAUAAAGUCCAAAUACACAAGCAUUUAAAAGGAGGGAAAUUGAACCUCAAAGUGCAACCCGGGAAAACGGUGGAAAUUAUACGAAUGGUUGACUGUCCUGCAGGGAAGUGGUUGGCUAAGAGUCAAGAUGGGAAUUAUGGCUAUAUCCAUAUUGAUGCUGUGAAAAUGAAUAUUGAUGAAAUUAAGGAAGUUAAUAAUAGACUGUCAAAAUGCCUGCCAAUGACUGAUGAGAUAUAUGAUGAUGUUGGGCUGAAUGAUAUGACUGAGGAAGAAUGUUCCACAGAACAGUUUGAUAGCAUUGAAGAGACAUCAAAUAUUUACGAUGAUGUAUUAAGCAAAGUGAUGACAUCUCCUAUCGACAGCAGUCCACAGAUCCAUUUAGCUGAUAAAGAAUCACUUCAUGAGGAAAUAUAUGACGAUGUGGAAAUUGGUAGCCCUGAUGUACAUUCAGCAUCAGAAUCUACUUUAUCAGCGACAACAAACCUCGACAGUGAUAAAAGUAGUUUGUAUGAGGACGUUAGCAAUGUAAGGGAACUCAAAGAUUCAGAAGACAGAAGCUCCAAGUCAGACACAAGUAAAGUAAGCUGGGGGGAAAUCUUCAGGAAGCGUGGAGAAAAUACCAUGAAAACAGGAGAAAUGAAAUUCGAAGGAAGUGUAAGACUGGAUUUCAGUACUGAGGACCACACAGUGGAUGUUAAAACGCACAGGGCGAAGGUGAAAGGAAUAUUCAAAGUCAAGAAAAAAGAUCCAAGUGAAGAAAAGGAAACUAAAGUAAAUAAAAAGAAAAUGUUGAAUGAGCAAGAAUUUAGAGAGAAUUUUAAUUACACCAAGAAGAUCCUUGUGGAGAAUGUUGCAGUUGUUGAAAGAAAUGUUGUGCAAGAACAAAAAGGAUCCCUGUAUUUACGGAUAAAAUCUCGAGAGAAGCUGGAUGUAAUAGAUAUUGGAGAAGACAAUCUAAUAAUUUGUCGGAAUAAGGAGGGUAAAUAUGGUUAUGUCCACAUAAGACAUUUAAUAUUUGGUACUUGAGCCAAUGAAGAUACCUGGCAUUGAAAAAAAAAGACCCAUCAUGUUUGAAUAAUUGCAUUUUAAUUUUCUAUAAUAUGGAAUAUUUCUUCUGAUGGAAUUUUAAAAUUUAAAGAUAGCUUUAAUGCAUAAUCACCUCAGCAGCCUGGAAGGUUUUCCUUAAUAAUGCUCUUAAUAUAUUUGUUUUGCACUUGAUGUCUAUAGGGAUCGCACUACCUGGUCACAUGUUAUUUGAUUCCAAUUAAUGUUUCAUAUUUGGGUAAGAGAAAUGUGUACUCAUAUUAUUCAUUAAACUUAAUGGGAUGAUUAUAUAGCUUGUUAUUUUGAUUGCAAUAAUGAGUGACGCAUGCAUCUGAGGCAAUAGUUUACCAACUCACCCAUCCUAGAUGUACAAUGAAGUGUAAUAUUUAAAAUGUGGAUUUUAAAAUAAAACAAAGUGAACUUUG
Messenger RNA from Amblyraja radiata (thorny skate), 3306 nucleotides. Its product is annotated as FYN-binding protein 1. Gene Ontology annotation, molecular function: protein binding. NCBI's taxonomy places the organism in Eukaryota, Metazoa, Chordata, Chondrichthyes, Rajiformes, Rajidae. The record is from RefSeq and is a predicted model, not a curated record. Gene Ontology annotation, biological process: T cell receptor signaling pathway; integrin-mediated signaling pathway; protein localization to plasma membrane. Bases 563 to 2863 code for a protein of 766 amino acids. The transcript is spliced from 20 exons. Gene Ontology annotation, cellular component: plasma membrane.